AUGCCUCGUGGACGCCCACCCUACCUUCCAGCGCAGGAGAAUGUUGAGAAUACGUACAUGGAUCCGCAGUAUAUCCCGGACGGCGACUACACUAUCGCGCAGAUCAAUCGAGGCUCACUUGAAUCCGACGUUCGUGACGCAUGGAGUGUCAUCCUUUUGGAUGUCUUCAGUGUGUAUGAAGGUUUUAGGAUCAACCAUGAAGCUGACAUCGCGGGCGGAAGGGUCGAUAUCGAGGUUUGUCGCUUGAGCAACCACCAUAGGCUGAACUUCCUCGUUCUUGAGCUUAAGCGAUAUUCAUACCCGAAUUCUGAUACUGCACUUCACGCUGCCGAAAUUCAGUUGAGGAACUACCUCAGAUCCCUUGGAAGCACAGAGGUGGAUAAAUUGUGGGGUGCGCUGUGCAUUGGCAAGAGCGUUCAAUUCUACCAGUUCACCCAGGUAAAUGGUAGAGGUCAGCUCGUAACCCUUCAUGAAGGCAUGCUGCGGAUUGAUAGGCAGCCCCAAACGGUGACGCAGUGGCUGCAGUAUAUCAGGUCAAACAUCAUUUGA
Molecule: messenger RNA, 549 nt
Organism: Fusarium proliferatum ET1
Lineage: Eukaryota; Fungi; Ascomycota; Sordariomycetes; Hypocreales; Nectriaceae
Exons: 2
Coding region: 1-549 (182 amino acids)
Source: RefSeq, a predicted model, not a curated record